AUUCGCAAACUGCACUCAUCCCACUCAUCGUGCAGUUUCAGUGCGGCAUUCGGCGCAGGCGAACAGCCCAUAGCGAUAUCGAAACCCCAUAGCCACAGGCCACAUACCAGAGAGCACAGAUCACAGGCCGAGAUUGCGAUGGCGGGCCCACUUUUGUGGCAAAACUUCAAGGUGUUCGUCACCCGCUACCCGAUUAUGCGCGGCAUGAUAUCGUACAGCCUGAUCUGGCCCACGGGCAGCCUCAUCCAGCAAACGGUUGAGGGCAGGCGCUGGGGCACCUACGACUGGUGGCGCGUGCUCCGGUUCAGCAUGUACGGUGGUCUGUUUGUUGCUCCUACCCUCUACGGAUGGGUCAAGAUUUCCAGCGCCAUGUGGCCGCAGACAUCGUUGAGGACGGGCGUCAUUAAGGCGGCGGUGGAGACGAUCUCGUACACCCCCGGCGCGAUGACCUGCUUCUACUUUAUCAUGAGCCUCCUGGAGUCCAAGACGGUGGAGCAGGCGGUAGCCGAGGUCGGCAAGAAAUUCCUGCCCACGUACAAGGUGGCUCUGUCCGUAUGGCCACUGGUGGCCACCAUCAACUUCACCCUGAUCCCCGAGCGCAACCGGGUGCCAUUCAUCAGCGCGUGCAGCCUGUGCUGGACCUGCUUCUUGGCCUACAUGAAGCACCUGGAGCACCACGAGGUGGACGGGGCCAUUUGAUGGACAUGAUCGUAUUUCUCAAACAGCAUUAAAUAAAAUAGUAAUUAUUGAACG
Molecule: messenger RNA, 753 nt
Organism: Drosophila melanogaster (fruit fly)
Lineage: Eukaryota; Metazoa; Arthropoda; Insecta; Diptera; Drosophilidae
Exons: 5
Coding region: 139-699 (186 amino acids)
Cellular component (GO): cytoplasm; membrane
Source: RefSeq, marked reviewed